Molecule: messenger RNA, 1798 nt
Organism: Plodia interpunctella (Indianmeal moth)
Lineage: Eukaryota; Metazoa; Arthropoda; Insecta; Lepidoptera; Pyralidae
Product: cingulin-like
Exons: 11
Coding region: 203-1720 (505 amino acids)
Source: RefSeq, a predicted model, not a curated record
AACAAAGCGUAAUUGUGAUAGGGAAAAAGUAAUUUUCUUCAUAUUUUUACCAUGUUAAUUUAUGUUGUGGAGCCGAUUAUUAUUUCUUUAUUAAUUUUAGCCCUAAUUUACGUCAAGAUAGAAUAUAUGAUUCAAAAUGUUCAUACUUAUUUAAAUUAGUUUGCUUGAUUGUUGUAUAUGAUUAUCGUAACCACGCUACAUUAUGACUAUGGAAAACCCAAAUAUAGCUGACCUUCAGAGUGAAGUUGAAUUUUACAGGGAGAACCAAACAACUGUAGAACAUGAAAUCCGGACCCUCAUAGCGGACAAUCAGAAGCUGUCCCAGCAGGUGGCGCUACUGAUCAAAGAAAAGAUACAGUUACAGCGUGAGCCUCCAACGCAAGUCCAGGAGAAUGCACAGGAGCUAGAGGAGUUGCGGAGACAAGUCACUUUACUUACCAAGGAAAGGGAUUCGUUGCACGUCCUGUGGCAAACAUCACAAAAAACUAUUGAAGCUUUGGAGACCGAAUUAAAAACUUAUCAAAAUUAUGAAAAAAGGGGAGCGCAGUAUACAAAUGACGAUAGACGAGACUUGGAAUUGAAAUUAGAAACCUCACUAUCAGACUAUAUCGAGUUAGAAGUUAAAUAUAAGGAACUGCAUCAGAAACACAAUCAAUUGACCACAGAUGUAAAUAAUAAAGAGAAAGAAUUAAUUUCGUACAAAGAGAAAUGUGAAGAAUUUCAGAAACAAUUAAUUGAAAUAAACAAAACAUUGGAAGAACACAAAGUUGAACUGCAAGCGGAGAAGAAGAGUAAUGAUAAUUUGAAGGGUCAGAUACUUCUGUGUCAGAAAAAUAGUGCGGACAAGAUUAAGAAAGAAAUAGAAGCAAAAUCAAAAGUCUCAGAAGCUCUACAGCUCUUCGAUUUGGUGUCUGCGCAGAAAAAUGAAGCUUAUAAGAAAAUCAAGGAAAUUUCAGAGGAACUGGUACAAAUGAAGAGAAGCGUGACAGAAGUCCGUCGUGAAGCUGAAGCGUCCUUCAGGAAGGAACUGGACGAAAUCAAGGGGAAGUACAACGAGAAGGUGGGAGACAUGCUGCGGCACAUCAGGAAUCUGGAUUCAGAAUUGGUGGAAAAGGGGCUCCUGCUCAACAAAAUAUUGAGGGAGAAUAAGAUCUUGCUAGAAACGAACGAGAGUUACGUGAAACAAGAGGAGACAUGUCGUAACGCUGUGGACCCCAAACUGGCACUCGCGGAGCACAGAAUGGAGGCGAUGUUCCAGGAGCUGGUGACGUCAGAAAGGCGGAACAUACAACUGGUGUGCGAAAAGCAGUGCCUAGCGAUAGACAUCCAAAGGAUUCAGGAUAUCCACGCGAGAGAAACUAAAAGACGCGAUUGGGAAGAGACCCUGCUGAAAACACAGCGAGACGAACUCAAAUUGCAAGUGGAACACCUCCAGAAGUCGCUGGACGAGACCCACGGCAUGGUCAGCAAGCUGCAGGCCAUGCUCACUUCGCGGACGGACUUGAGCCAAAAGAUGAUAACAGUAAAAGAAGAAGAAUUACUUGAACUUAACAAGCAUUUACAAAAUCAAAUUGAACUUAGUAAAAAAUGGAAAGACUCAUAUGUAGAGAUGGCAGAAAAACUGAAGAAAAGAUUGGAAGAGUUGCAAAAACAGAACAACGAUCUUAGAUCGCGACUAAAGCUCCCCACGCUCGAGUCAUCAGAUAGUACUAAUAGCUAAAUGUUAAGUCUACAAUCAAACAACCAGUGCAAUAUCAAUUAUUCAUGUUAUUUACAGUAUUACAUACAGUAUAAACUA